GCACGUUAGGGUAGUUCACCCCUCCCAACGGCCGUGCGUACGUGCGUCGUCUCUAUGGUGGCGGCGGAUUCGGAGAGACCGAACGCUUCUGGAGUCUCGGAGCUGCUGCCCCCAUAGGAAUCUCGGCUGUCUUCUGCUUUCCGCGCGCCUGGGAUCGAACGUCUCUCCCCAAGAAUGUUCCGCCGGGAGCGCUCCAUCCCGCUUCGAGGCUCGGCGGCCGCCCUGUGCAACAACCUCAGUGUGCUGCCGCUGCCCACCCGCAGCCUCACUCAUUUUGGAGUGGUCCAUGGACCCAGCGCCCAGCUGCUCAGCGCUGCUCCAGAGGGUGCGCCCUUGGCCCAGCGCCAGCUCCACGCUAAGGAGGGCGCUGGAGUGAGCCCCCCACUUAUCACCCAGAUCCACUGGUGUGUGCUCCCUUUCCGAGUAUUGCUGGUACUCACCUCUCAUCGAGGAAUACAAAUGUAUGAGUCUGAUGGCUCCGUCAUGGUCUACUGGCAUGCACUGGACGCUGGAGAUGCCUCUCUAGUGCAGGCCGUGUUUGCCCGAGGAAUUGCUGCCAGUGGCCACUACAUCUGUGUGGGAACAUGGUCAGGCCGGGUCCUGGUGUUUGACAUCCCCACCAAGGGUCCCAACAUUGUACUGAGUGAAGAGCUGGCAAGGCACCAGACACCAAUCACAGACAUUGCCACCGAGCCUGCCCAGGGACAGGACUGCGUGGCUGACACUGUGACAGCAGAUGACUCGGGGUUGCUGUGUGUCUGGAGAUCAGGGCCCAAAUUCAAAUUACUGACCCAGAUUCCAGGAUUCGGGGCCCCGUGUUCUUCUGUGCAGCUGUGGCAGGGGACCGUGGCAGCAGGCUAUGGGAACGGGCAGGUGCGUCUGUAUGAAGCCAGCACAGGAACUUUACACGUCCAGAUCAGCGCCCAUGCCCGGGCCGUCUGUGCCCUGGACCUGGCUCCUGAGGCGGGCAAGCUACUCUCUGCGGCUGAAGACACCUUCAUACACAUCUGGAAGCUGAGCAGAAACCCAGAGGAUGGCUACAUUGAGGUGGAACAUUGUCAUGGCGAGUGUGUGCCUGACACCCAGAUCUGUGGUGCCCGAUUUUGUGACCUCUCAGGCAGCUCCUUUGCUGUGACUGGCUAUGACCUUGCUGAGAUCCUGAGAUUCAGCAGCAUGUAAGAGAAGAGCAGCCCUCUGUUUCCCUGUGGUAUUUAUAAAGUACUCCCCUCCACCCA
Messenger RNA from Odocoileus virginianus texanus, 1235 nucleotides. It is a transcript of the gene WDR54, whose product is annotated as WD repeat domain 54. NCBI's taxonomy places the organism in Eukaryota, Metazoa, Chordata, Mammalia, Artiodactyla, Cervidae. Gene Ontology annotation, molecular function: protein binding. The record is from RefSeq and is a predicted model, not a curated record.